Molecule: messenger RNA, 5235 nt
Organism: Pomacea canaliculata
Lineage: Eukaryota; Metazoa; Mollusca; Gastropoda; Architaenioglossa; Ampullariidae
Product: probable ATP-dependent RNA helicase DDX58
Cellular component (GO): cytoplasm
Molecular function (GO): nucleic acid binding; ATP binding
Source: RefSeq, a predicted model, not a curated record
GUUCCUUUGUUUCAGCUGUCCAGCAAAGGUAGAAAGAUUAGAGUCAGAAGAUAAAAGUAAUGAAGCAGCAGAAUACUUUUUGAAUGUUCUUCUGAAGUAUAGUGAAAAAAAAAAGGAACACGAAUCAAAGGCAAUGUGGUCACUGUUUGACAAGGCAUUAAAAUCUGAAUAUAAAUGGCUUCAUUGUGCUAUACUUGAAACCGGUGAUGUUGACCGUCAGUCCCAGCAACAAGACUUGAUUCAGUUCUUCAUGGCAGAUAUUGUCGGGAGACAGGUUGACCCUAUGCAUCUCAUGAUUUCUCUCUUGUCAAAAAAAUUGCUAUCUAGAGAUGAAUGUCAAAAGCUGACAAGGAUUCAUCAAAAUUGUGGGAAUCUGAUGAGUUGUAUUUAUAUGAUCAACAAUGUUCAUCGCCACAGUGGAAAAUGGUAUGGAAAACUUCUUGAAAUCAUGUACGAGAAUGGCUAUGAAGAACUCGUGCAGAAAAUUGAUGAAAUAGAAUAUGGAAAGAUUCGUGCCUCUCAGAGGGUGGGAGAACAUCCAUGUGUUUCAAGUUCAGAAGAGGCUUAUAUGUCAGAACACUUUGAAGCACACACACCAGGGCUACACAAUUUGUGUGGGUCAAGUUCUGGACAGGAGAGUGACCCUCAAACUAUUAAUUCAAAUGCUGAAAAUCUUAACAAUUACAGAGAGGAGGAUCAAUCAGAGUCAGCACAAAGGAAGCCUAAAUAUUCAGGAUGAAGAAUUCAGUGAAUUUACAGAACUGAAGAAAGUAGAAACAGCAGAAAGUGAUGCAACAUCUGGCAGUUGGGCUGUUGGAGCAGUAAAUGUGCCAAGUAAAAAUGGGGCUAACGGAAAUCAUCAGGACUUAACAAAACAUUUUUCUGAGAAAUGUGGUCUUUUUGAUGUUGACAUAGACAACAGCAAUGCUGAGGUUGAUCCUCCUGAGGAUGAUCUGGCUGAUACUGACAAUGAAGAAGAUCAAGUUGCUGAGCCAAUAAAGCUACGGGAGUACCAAACGGAGUUGGCAGAACUGGGUCUAACAGGAAAAAAUGUUGUGAUUUGUGCACCCACAGGCAGUGGAAAAACACUAGUGGCGCUGAAGAUUAUGAGGGCUCAUCUGGAGCAGCAAACACUUGGAGUACGAAAGAUAGUGUUCCUGGUUAACCAGGUGGCUUUGGCUGACCAGCAAUAUAAAUCAUGUAAAAAAUACCUCAGCCCCUAUCGUUGCCACCUCCUUAGCAGUGACAACUUAGAUGCAACCAAAGUGCCCAUCAACGAGCUUCUGCUGAGAAAAGAUGUCCUUGUGAUGACGGCCCAGAUUCUUCUGAAUGCAUUGGAAAAAAAAGAAAUUAACAGCAUCUGUGAGUUCUCCAUGGUGGUUUUUGAUGAAUGCCACCACACUCAUGGUCGUCACCCAUUCAAUUGCAUAAUGCAUCACUACUUAGAUGCCAAACAGUCUAUUCAGAGUCAGGCAGCUGAUGAUGACAGGGCCAUUCAAAAACUUCCACAGGUCAUAGGAAUGACAGCAUCUGUCGGUGUUGGAAAGGCAAGCAAUGUGUCUCAGGCAGUGGAACACAUACGCAAAAUUGUGGCUCAUCUUAAUGCAGACUAUAUCUCCACUGUGAGAUGUAACACAGUCCAGCUGAGUGAAUACUCCAACUCUCCAGAGUACAAAUUGUUUACCUGCCAGGGGAGAGUUGAAGAUAAUUUUAAGACCAAAAUAGAAGAAAUUAUGAAAGUCAUUGAAGAAAAUGCAGAGAACUCUGAGUACACCAGACGUGUGGAGGCAGCCUCUGGCAUCAGAGCACUUCUGCACAGACCUUGUGAGCGAGGAACAGAACAGUAUGCUAUCUGGAUCACUCAGCUUCGUCGCCCUGUGGCUAUGCUUAAUGAUGCAGACUCUCGACGAUUUCUAGAGACAUCCCGAUGUGUGCUAGAGUUCUACAAUACAUCCCUUUUGAUGAAUGAUGACUGUGACACCCAAGAUGCAAUGGAAUACCUGACUGCACAGUUUAGAAGACUGAGUGAAAGCACUGGGAACUCUGUUGCUGAUGUGGACCUUUUCCUCCAAGAGCUUUUUGAGAAGAAUAAACCAUAUUUGGAGGCUGUAUGUCAGAAACAAGCCAAUACCAACCCCAAACUGAUUUUACUGGAAGGUAAGAUCAGGAAGGUGUUCAGUGAGAAACCAGAAUCUCGAGCCAUUGUAUUUGUAAAGACUAGAGACAUGGCAGUGUGUUUAGAACGAUGGAUGAAGAGGCGACCAAAUCUUAAAGUUCUGAAGCCUGGAAAAAUCGUCGGAGCAGGUGCUUCCAGCGAGCGAGGAGGCAUGACCAAGAACCAGCAAGUAGAUGCUAUGCAGUAUUUCCGUGAUGGCGAUCACAAGAUCAUGGUGGCCACUUCAGUAGCUGAAGAGGGAUUGGAUAUUAGGCAGUGCAAUCUGGUUAUUCGCUACAACUAUGUCACCAAUGAAAUUGCAAUGGUUCAGGCCAGAGGCAGAGCAAGAGCAGAGAACAGUCAAUUUGUCACUGUGGCCAGUUGUAACCAAGGUGUUGCAGAAAAAGACGAGAUAAAUAUAAUACGAGAGAUGAUGAUGCACGAAGCUAUCAGACAGCUUCAAGAAGAAAUGACAACACGACUUGCAGACUAUCAUCAGACAAUAAUUAAAAUCCAGGCUGAAGAAAAAGAGAAGCGUGACAUAGAGUUGGCAAUGAUGAAUGGCAGAACUCUCAAAGAAGGAGAAGUGGUGCUUCGUUGCCGCAAAUGUGAUGCAUUUGCCUGCAUGUCCUCAGACAUCCGCACUGUGGAAAAGGCUCACCAUGUUAUUAUUGACCCUGAAUUUAGUGACCGAAGAACAGAGAAGUAUCAACCCAAGCAUAUUAAGAUCAGUGGAGAUAUGUGCCAACAAGGAAAACUGCACUGCAAGGAGUGUGGACUUGACUGGGGCAUUGUAGCUCAGCACAGUGGUACGACAUUUCCAGUUAUCAAGAUUGACAGCUUUACUGUUGUUGAUGAAGUAGGCAGAAGAGAUGCCCCCAAGAAAUGGAGGAAUACCAAUUUUCCUGUGGAAGAACUUUCUCUAGAAGAACUUUUGCAGUACAGGAGACGGGCUUUGGCAUCAGGCCGUGAUGCUGAGUAGAUUCUUUUCAACCCUUCACACACUCAUCUUCUUUAUCAUGGAGAGUCAGGAGGAAUGUGCCAUGAUCAAACUUAUAACCAUUUAAGCUGUUCCUUGACUUUGUUACUAGUUUUUUGUCAUUUGAAUAAGAAGAGUAGUUAUUUUGGGUAGCUAGUUCCACAAGGCAGUUGUAUUAUGGGAAAAGUGGUUUUGUAUUCCAUUGAAUAUUAUGCUGAUCAGUGUUUUCUUCUGACAAAAGAUGGUGAAGGUUGAAAGAGGUGUUAAUGUAACUGCUCAAAAUUUAAUAGAAUUACACCUCAAUUAAUCCCAAGUUUGAGAUGUUAUGCUAUAGCAACUUACUGAAGACAGAACAAAAAACAAUCAAGUUAACUUGCUCGUAAAUUUAAAUUAUUUCUUAAGUUUCGAGGAAGAACACACUAUUAACAAUUUAAAGACACUAUUUAAUAUUUGAUCAGAUUGGUACAUUAUAAAUGUUUCUGAUUCCAUUUGAGCUUAUAAUACUUGUAUUAUUGGCCAAGAAGUCCCCUGUAGGAUGUGUCCAUCACCCUGUAUAAUUAUGGUCGCUUUGGAUAAUGUUUGCUAAUUACAGAUGAUCACGAUGAUCUUCAAGCACAUGCACAAAGCAACUAAAACUGUUCCUGGCUUUGGUAAGUUACUGAAGCAACAGCUGGAUGAGAAAGACAGCAAGCUCUUUGUAUAGGAUUUGUUGAGCAGCUGGAGAAAUCUUUGGGAGACAGAAAGACUUUAGGUUCCUGAGAAGAAAAAUACUUUUUUGAGUCUUCUUCAUGAUAUAUUCAGGUUUGGUAUCCCAGCAAAAUUUUGUCAGAGAUGAUGUCUAUGUAUUAAAAGUGUCAACAAUGUCUGUGUCCUCAUGGUGGACAACAGUUUUGGCACUUAAAUAGAGAAUUCUGAUGAAAGUUGAUCUCUAUGGGUUUACUGACAUUUCAUUUUAUCAAACAAGAAUUAAUGCAAGGCUUUGCCAUGAACUCACCCACAGAGAUGAAAAAGCAGUGGAGCAUUUAUUUUUUAAAGAAUUUUUAAGAAUAUACUUCUUCCACUGUAACAAACAUCUGUUGCUUCUUUUUAAUUUGUAUUCAUGCUUCAUGCGUUGAGGGUAUUUUUAAAAAAAAUCUGUUUCUGCUAACUUUUUGUGUUUAUAUUUUCCUUGUGCAAUUAUACUGUACUGGUAGUUCUAAUCUGCAUAAAAUUGGGAAAUAUUUCAUCUCUUAAAUACAUUUUUUGCUGAAAGUAUUGGCACAUUAGAUAAUAGUUUUAGUUUUGUUACUAAGCAGACCACUCUCAUAGAAGUUAUAUGGACUAAUCACAUUAUCUGGCCAUGAAUUGAUUUUCCACAAAAACUACAUUUAAAAGAAAGGUAUUGAAAAUGUGAAGAUCAAAAAUAAAUCCUUCCCACAUUUGUUACCUGAUUUGUCCCUUUUACCAUGCCCUUGUUUCAAACUUACUGCUUAUACAAUGAUAACAUCAAGAAAAACCCACCGUGCUGCUGUGUUUGGUUUUAUUUUGUUAUAGUUGAAAAAAUCAUGAUGAUUUUAUUAAUUCAUGAGGAUGUGGCUAAUGCAGAUUUUUUAAAAUGACAAAUCAUCUGUUAUGUGAAACAGAACACAACCUGUACUCUCUCUGCUCUCACGAUUAACUGCAGACAGCCUAAUAUUCCUGUCACAAUGUAUGAAUAAAAAGAAAGAGCCAGAGUGAAAACAUGAUGGGUAGUUGAUUUUCAUGCUGUGGUGUGUGGAAUUUUCUAUAGUUUGAAAUGUGCUGAUACAUCACAGUUUUAUCAGAGUAUUUUGUCCUCGAUACCUGAAUUAAUAUGAAUGACCAACUUUUGGUAUCAUCUAGGAUCUCCCAUAGCAUUGUAAACCGAUGACUUAAACCAGAACAAAAAAUCGCUACGCAAGUUUAAGCUUCUAUUACCAGGUCACAUGUCAGCAGACCUGCCUACAAAAGUUUAAGUACUCCUUGGGUUGCUCAUGAACUCAGUCGUGACUUUAGGUUGUGCACCUUAACUGUUAGUGGUUGUCCCCAAGUUGUGGCCUGUCUUGACCAAGUGAAAAAGAAUAAAGAAUUUUUAUUGGUUUAA